GUGUUAAGCAACGCAUCUGCAUUUCGAAACAUCAACAUUAAAAUGUUUGAUACUCAUUUGUUUUUCUCUAGUUUUUUAGUCGAUUUAUGAAUUCAUUAGUAUUUACGAAUAAAGUGUUUCGAAAGUAUAACGUUUCUGUACACAAUGGAACAUACGCCAAAAGCUCAUGCUGAGCUGGAGGUAACGGGAGUGUCCCGUAGCGGGCGAGUAUGUAAAAAAUCCUCGAAGCUUAUGGACUUUCAAUCGCCGGACGAUAUCACAGACUCAAAGCAGAAGAAAACUCUGAAGUCCAAAAUUCCGAACACUUCCGCCGGGAAUGCUUCUGCGCUCGGUUAUCUGGCGGAUACAAUCAAAUCAGAACCGGAUUAUGAUGUUCCCCUGGAUGAUAGUGAUGUAUCCUCCGAUUCGGGGGAUCAUGGAAACGAUUCUUCGAUGGAUUCCGACGAUGAUGAUGUGCUGGACAUUGAAGAUUUGGAGGAACCCCAUGAUGAGGACGAUAAAAGUGAGGGUGAGCUGGUCAUAGAGUUGGCUCCCAAACGAAGCCUGUAUAUGACGGAGAAAUCCUCGAAAUAUAAGAAGAUGCUGAAGGAUGGAAAGGUUGUAAUGGGAAAAACACAGCGCAAGGAUAAGGGCGUGCGACGAUUCACCGCUUAUAUGCUAUGGGCGAAGGAAGCUCGCAAGCAAAUGCUUAGCAAUCCUGAUCUUGAUUUUGGUACGAUUUCCAAACGACUCGGAGAAAUGUGGGCAAACGUACCGAGUAAUCAGAAGUACAAUUGGAAGCGGAGAGCCAAGCGGAUUGCGAAUAAAUUUAAGCAGAGCAAUGAUAAAGCUUUAGAAUUACCUUUCGUUAAGCGGUAUUUGCAUCUUGGUCAGUCCGGAUCUGCUGGUGCCGCCCCUUCAACGCCAGUCACGCCAACGACCAGUAGUGGGGGUUCGAAUGGAACACAUGUUCGAGCUAAGAAAAUGCCACAGAAAGCGAAUUUGUCUCCGACCGAUUCGAAGAGUGCCAUAGUGUCUGCCCAUCAUCAUCAGUCUCCAGACUCUCCGACAAAAACAGGAGCUCACAGUAAAGCUCCUGGCUUUCAACCCACAGAUGUGGCUGCUCAUUUGAAACUUCUGGGAGAUAGCUUAACCAUAAUCGGAGAGCGACUUAAAGAACAUGAGGGUCAGAUCGCCGUUUCUGGAAGCUUGUCGGUUCUCUUGGACAGCUUACUUUGCUCACUAGGACCGUUGAUGUGUCUAUCGAUCCAUAUCCCGGGGUUGCAAACGAAUACGGAACACCUGAAAGAGUUGUUUCAGAAUACGCUGGAUAAUAUUGCUUACGUUAUGCCUGGACUAUAAUCAGAACUGUGUUAAAAGUC
This is a messenger RNA of Toxorhynchites rutilus septentrionalis, 1361 nucleotides long. Its product is annotated as HMG box-containing protein 4. The coding region runs from base 145 to 1341 and encodes 398 amino acids. The record is from RefSeq and is a predicted model, not a curated record. The transcript is spliced from 5 exons. NCBI's taxonomy places the organism in Eukaryota, Metazoa, Arthropoda, Insecta, Diptera, Culicidae.